This is a messenger RNA of Naegleria gruberi, 1678 nucleotides long. RefSeq lists its product as uncharacterized. The coding region runs from base 1 to 1632 and encodes 543 amino acids. Lineage: Eukaryota; Heterolobosea; Eutetramitea; Acrasida; Naegleriidae. The record is from RefSeq and is a predicted model, not a curated record. The transcript has a single exon.
AUGUCUGAUGAACCCCAAGAACAUAAUUAUACGUUUAAGCAAACAAAGAAUGCUAUAACAGUUGAGCUACCAAGUCCUGAAGAUUUGGUACAGGAGGAUAUUGAUGUUUCAAUUGUAGGGAAAAAAUUGUCAAUUGUUGUAAGAAAACCGGGAGAAGAUGAAGAAAAAUUAUUGGAGGAUACACUUCAUGAGGCUGUAAAUCCAAAUUCUUUGGACUGGAAACUUGAUACAAAUAAGUGGAGAAUUUCUCUUACAGUCAAAAAAGUGGAGGCAAUUGAAUGGCCAAGUUUGUUUGUUGUAGUAAUUAAUAUUCCUCCAGUUUUCCAAUUUGCUGAUGAAAACAAAGUUAAUGAAGUGAUCAAAAUAUUUAAGGAAGCAAAGAGAAAGGAAGAUGGGGGUGAUGAUGGUGAUGAUAGUGGUGGCAGUACUAGUAGCUCUCAUGAACUUAUCUCAAUGAAGCAUCCUAUUAAAGGAUAUUCAAUUGUUAGUUGGGCAACAAUGAAUAGAAAGUAUCCUGUUAUUGAAUUUUUAUUGAGAGCUUUUGGACCAAAGAAGGUAGCCAAUUUGGUCAAUGAGCAAGAUUUUGAAAUAAUCAAGGAAUGGCAAAAAGAAAAAAGAAGACUCCAUCUUCUUGAAAAGAAGCAAAAUGAACCAAAAGAAUCAACUGAAGAAGAAGAAGAACCAGAAGAAGAAAAAGACUUUGCCUCGGGACUUGUUGAGAAAUUUGAAAAGUAUACCGUAGAGUUGAUUAAGCAAAUUGGAGAAUAUGGUAUUUAUGAGGGAGAAACAGCCGAAUUUGAAAUACCUGUUGAAAUACCACCAGUAGUUGAAGAGGAACCACCAAAAGAAGAACCUAAGGAAGAACCCCCUACCACAGAUGAAAACUCUGAGGAAAAGAAUGAAGAUGACAAUGAAAAUAAUGACGACGAUGAACCUAAGGAACCUGUUGAGAAGAAGCCAAAGAAAGUCAAGGUUGUCGAACCACCUAAACCAAUUAUUGUAAAAUACAGACAUGGUUUCGGAUCGGCAUACUAUCCAAAUGACGAUGUAUAUAUUGGUACUUUCGACAACACCAUUCGUGAGGGAAUGGGUGCCUAUAUUUACAGAGGUGACUAUUUGAAACAAUUGAGGGAAAAGAAAGAAAAAGAACAAGAAGAAAAAGACGAGGAAGAUGAUGGAAAUGCUGAAGGUGAUGAAGAAGCUUUCAAUCCAGAAAAUGUUCCUCUCUGCUACUAUGUAGGAGAUUGGAAGAAAAAUAUGAAGAAUGGAAAAGGAAGAAUGUUGUAUCACAAUGGAGAUAGAUUCUAUGGUGACUAUGUGGACGACAAGAAACAAUGUGAAAGAGGAAUUUAUUUGUAUAGCAACGGUGAUAUGUACGUUGGAGAGUUUAAGGACGACCAUAAAACUGGAAAAGGUGUUUACACUUUCGCAGCUGAUGGUUCUAGUUUAGAUGGAGAAUGGAAAGAAGGUAAAUUUAUCUCUGGUGUUUGGAAUUGGAAAGAUGGAAAGAUUGCCUUCUCCUCUGAAAACUUUGCUGGCUCAAAUAUUGAUGGUAACUUUUCGUUUGCUAACUUUAAGAGUUUUGGUUCGUUUAUUGAUGGACAAUGGAAGAUGAAAAAUAUCACUCUUUAAUGCACCUAGUUCUGUAAUAAAUUAAAUAAACUUAAUUGUUAAAUUU